Messenger RNA from Salvia hispanica, 2278 nucleotides. RefSeq names its product Pentatricopeptide repeat (PPR) superfamily protein. Gene Ontology annotation, biological process: RNA modification. The record is from RefSeq and is a predicted model, not a curated record. NCBI's taxonomy places the organism in Eukaryota, Viridiplantae, Streptophyta, Magnoliopsida, Lamiales, Lamiaceae. Gene Ontology annotation, molecular function: RNA binding; zinc ion binding; protein binding.
UUGUCUUAUUUAAAUUUUUAGUCAUUUCGUCGAACAUAUUGCAGUCAUGGCUCAGCCUCUGCCCUCCGCCGCACUCCACCCCGUCCCGGCGCCCCACCGCCACCCACCCAACUUCACCCAUCACAUCUCCACCGCCACUUCCCUCCCCCACCUCAAGCAAAUCCAAGCUCAAAUCCUCCGCAACUCCCACCACCACCACCACCACAACCACCACCUCUUCCAACUCCUACUCUAUUCCCUCCCCUUCCCUUCCUACGCCCUCUCCUUACUCUCCUUCAUCCCCGCCGACAUCCCUCCGCCGCGCCAGCUCCCCAACAAGAUCCUCAAACACCUCUCCCGCUCGGACAACCCCAACAAGGCGCUCGUGUUUUUCCAAGCGAUGCAGAACAAAUUCUUCCCCAUCGACCGGUUCAGCUUCCCGCCGCUGCUCAAAGCGGCGUCGAGAGCUCUAUCUCUCAGUGAAGGGAAGAUGAUUCACGGCCUGGCCGCGAAGCUUGGCUUCGAAUCCGACCCUUUUGUGCAAACUGCGUUGCUGGGAAUGUACGCCGCUUGUGGGCUUAUCUCGGAGGCCCGUACAGUGUUCGAUAAAAUGCCUCAACGAGAUGUCGUCACUUGGAAUAUCAUGAUUGAUGGAUAUUGUCAAAGCCGGCUUUUUGAUGAUGUCUUAGCCCUCUUGGAAGAGAUGAAGAGCUCUGAUAUAAAACCCGACGCUAGAGUUUUUACUACCAUUCUUGCUGCGUGCAGCCGUGUUGGGAAUUUGGAUAUUGGGAGGCUAGUGCAAGAAUACAUAUCCGAGAGCAACGUCAUAGUUGAUUAUCAGUUGCAGACUGCGCUUUUGAACAUGUAUAUCCACUUCGGCGACAUGGACAAAGCACAGAGUUUCUACGACGAGCUGAAGCCAAAAAAUGUGGUGGCUUCAACUGCCAUGAUCACAGGGUACUCAAAAAAAGGCAAUCUUGAAGCUGCUCGAUUAAUUUUUGAUGAAAUGGUAGACAAAGAUCUGGUGUGUUGGAGCGCCAUGAUUUCUUGUUAUGCGAAUAGUGAUGAGCCUCGUGAAGCUCUUGAUAUAUUUCGUGAAAUGCAGCAACUUGGAGUUAAGCCUGAUCAAGUCACCAUGUUGAGCGUUAUCUCAGCAUGUGCUCGUCUUGGUGCGCUGGAUAAGGCUGAACAAAUCCAUUUGUAUGUGGACGAGAAAGGUUUUGGAACGGCUUUGCCUAUCAAUAAUGCCCUGAUUGAUAUGUAUGCCAAAUGUGGCAGUCUUGACAGAGCGAAGGAAGUUUAUGGCCGUGUGCGUAAGAAAAACGUCAUAUCUUGGACAAGCAUGAUCAAUGCUUUUGCCACACACGGGGAUGUGGACAACGCCCUGAGACAUUUUCGACAGAUGAGAGUUGAAAAUGUGGAACCGAACUGGAUUACGUUUGUGGGUGUUCUGUAUGCUUGUAGUCAUGCAGGACUAGUCGAGGAGGGAGAGAAGUUGUUUGAAUCAAUGGUGAAACAAUAUGGAAUAGCUCCGAGGCUAGAGCAUUAUGGAUGCAUGGUGGACCUCUAUGGUCGAGCUGGUCGUCUCAGAGAUGCUCUGGAGAUAGUCGAGAGUAUGCCAAUGGCUCCAAGCGUUGUCAUCUGGGGAUCAUUGAUGGCUGCCUGCCGUAUACAUGGUGAGUCCGAGUUAGGCGAAUUUGCAGCAAAACGUCUUCUCGAUAUAGAUCCUGAUCACGAUGGAGCCCUUGUGUUUUUAUCAAACAUAUAUGCCAAAGAGAGGAAGUGGGAGAAUGUUGGAGCUGUGAGGAAUGCCAUGAAGCAUAAAGGCGUAUCAAAGGAACGAGGAUGCAGCAUGAUUGAAAUGGAUGGUGAUAUGUACACGUUCCUGACAGCAGACAAGAGCCAUAGACAAACAGAUGAGAUCUACGCCAAGUUAGGCGAGGUGGUUGACAAACUGAGAGAGGUAGGCUACGCUCCAAACACCAACUGCGUUUUGGUGGAUUUGAGCGAAGAUGAAAAGAAAGAGGCCGUUCUUUGGCACAGCGAGAAGCUAGCCUUGUGUUACGGGCUGAUAAGCAGGAAGAAACAAUCCACAAUUCGUAUAAUUAAAAACCUUAGGAUCUGUGAGGACUGCCACGACUUCAUGAAGAUGGCUUCAAAGGUGUUGGAUACAGAAAUCAUUAUCAGAGAUAGAACUAGAUUUCAUCAAUGUAGAGAUGGUGUGUGUUCUUGCAAGGACUACUGGUGACAAAUUGAUUUGUUCCACAACAAGUGAAAAUAAUUAUGGUCACUUCUUUAA